Molecule: messenger RNA, 1560 nt
Organism: Naegleria lovaniensis
Lineage: Eukaryota; Heterolobosea; Eutetramitea; Acrasida; Naegleriidae
Exons: 4
Coding region: 1-1560 (519 amino acids)
Biological process (GO): DNA replication; DNA replication initiation
Cellular component (GO): alpha DNA polymerase:primase complex
Molecular function (GO): DNA binding
Source: RefSeq, a predicted model, not a curated record
AUGUCCAAACCAAACGACAUUGGCAGCUAUUUAACAUCACUCUUUUCGAGUAAACCCUCCACAGCUCAAGAUGCCAAGAAAACAAAACCACAAACAAAGAAGAAAACCAACUCCACGGCCGAUGUUUCCUCCGGAAGAAAUGCAACGACUUCCUUGCUCAAUCAACAUGAAUCAACAUCGGACAACAAUGCCAUGAUGGAUGAUGACAAUUAUAUCACGAUAGAUCGAACAAAUCAAGGAAAGACUUUGGUUGAAUUUGGUGAUUCGGAAAUUGAAGCACUUCCUUCCAUUGAGAGUGAGGUGAAAAUUGUGAAACCUACAAAAUCUGGUUCUGUCAAGUAUAUGUAUGACAAAUUGCACAAACAAUCAAAUGUGUUGCUCGAUCGAUUAGAAGAGGUUGGCUCUAAAAUUUUGGAAUAUUACGGAUUUGAGUCUUCCAAACCAUUGAACUAUUACUCUGAUCAACCAGAAAUAUAUAUUGGAAGAAUUUUAUCAGAAACCGUGGGUGGAGAUGACCAGUUAAAUUCUUCCUCGAUCUUAUUGGAAGGUUUAGCAAAUGCAGAAACAUCUGACUGCAAAAUUGUGAAAUUGAACUUUGAAAAAUUCUCUCUUGAAUCAUCAAAAGCUCAAACGUUAUUCCCUGGCCAAAUCGUUGCAGUGAAAGGGCUCAUGACUGUGCAAUUUUUGAGAGUUGAAAAGAUCUACACAGGAGCUCCUCUAUUUCAUGAGCCACAAGAAACACAAAAGACAGAUAACACAUCAAAUACUGAAAAGUCAAAACUUAAAAUUAUGGUUGCUUGUGGACCCUUCACACUUCGACACAAUAUUUUAUACAAUCCACUCAAAGACCUUGUCACACUUGUAGACGCAAUUGAACCAAAUGUGUUAAUAUUGGUUGGUCCUUUCCUGAGUGACGAUAAUGCUUUGGUGAGCUCUACCUUUUUGGAAGAAACGUUUGACGACGUUUUUGAGGAAAGAGUUUUUGAAAGACUACGAUCCAUUGAAACAAACUGUAAGGUAAUCUUAAUUCCCUCAUUGAAAGAUGUAAAUAGUGACUUUGUAUUUCCACAACCUCCACUCGAUGUCAUGACUGAUAACAAGAUACAGAGCCUUUCGAAUCCAUGUACCUUUACUGUAUCUGCCUCGUCUUGCAAUGUGAAAAUUGGAGUCACUUCCAUCGAUGUCAUCAAAGAUAUUAAGGAAAAGGAGUAUACUUUUGGCUACGUGGAGGAUCAGACGAAACAUUUUUACAAGUGUGUCCUCGAACAAGGAUACUAUUAUCCCAGAAUGCUUCCAACAGAAGAAAUACCCUUGGAUUAUUCACUUGCUCAUGGAACUAGAACUUCUCUCAAGAUUGAAGACUCUCCUGAUAUUUUGAUAUUACCCUCGGACCAAGUGGCUCAUUGUUGCACUGUGAUUGACCAUACACUUGUGAUCAAUCCAACCAGACUGUGUGGCAAUGAGAAUCGAAAAGAAGGUAGCUAUGCAAUCAUUGACGUUUCCAAUGACACCUCAUUGACACUGGACAAGAGAAUUCAUGUUCAAGUGGUUAACAUUUAG